Ananas comosus (pineapple) is the source of this 1464-nucleotide messenger RNA. RefSeq names its product lysM and putative peptidoglycan-binding domain-containing protein 1-like. The transcript has 3 exons. NCBI's taxonomy places the organism in Eukaryota, Viridiplantae, Streptophyta, Magnoliopsida, Poales, Bromeliaceae. Bases 282 to 1286 code for a protein of 334 amino acids. The record is from RefSeq and is a predicted model, not a curated record.
GCUUCUCUCUCUCUCGCUCGCUCGCUCUCUCUGUCCCUACGCCAUUAUCGAACGCGAUAGAGCACCUCGAGCCCUCGAAUUCGCGGUGAUCCGCGCGAUCUCGGAUCGAAACCCACUCGGAAUCGUGAUCUCCAGUUCGAGAUCUACCGAUCUAGGGUUCUUUUGCGGAAUCUCGACCCUAGUUUGGAUCGAUCUCGCUCGAAGAUUCCGAAGGAGGAGGUCGCCAUUUGCGGAGGGUUUUGGAGCCCUAAUUCGCCCCUGCGACUCGAUCCUUCUCUGAGAUGGGAUCGGGGGGACUCCGAAUUAAUGGGAUCUCUCAUCCUUUCUCAGAGGAAUGGUCGAAUGGAGCGCUUUCUCCCGAGAGGGUUUCCGAUAGGUCUCGUUCGCCUUCGCCUUUGCCCUUGUCGUCCCCUUCUUCGUGUUCUUCGGAUUCGAAGUGUAUUGAGCACCCCGUGUCGAAGAUGGAUACCCUAGCUGGGAUCGCCAUUAAGUAUGGCGUUGAGAUAGCUGAUAUUAAGAGAAUGAAUGGAUUGGUCACCGACUCGCAAAUGUUUGCGCACAAGAUUUUGCAGAUACCUCUACUGGGGCGGCACCCGCCAUCCCCUUUCCAGUUGAAUGGUUCAGCUGGGAAUAGAGAAGAAACUCCCAUAAAACACCGGCACACGGAUAUCGCUGAUUCCUUCCACUCCCUGAAGUUGAAACCUCCUCAGCAUAAAGUUGCAUCUCCUGCCAUGCGCACUUUGCAGGGAUACUACGGUCUCACACCCCCCAAACCAAACCCAACGAAGUAUACCGAAAUGACUACCUACAAGACAAAUAGUUCCAACCACUCAGAACCUGAGCCAUUUCCCAAGAGGAGCCCAACUAAUGGAUACUCGCUGCAAAACGGUGAGAGCAGUAGCGAGGGCGAGAAGUCUAAGAGCGAGAAAUCCGUAAGGCGGCGACAAAAAGCUGAAGCGGAUUCAAUAAUAGACUCAACCGAACCGUCAGAAACUGGCGGAGAUCUCUCAUCCAAGACGGGUAAAAGGUUGUUUCCGAGGCCGAAGUCCGGAAGUCGGAUCGAUAUGGAUUCCGUGCCGAGCGAGGAUCCACUAAUAAUUGCUGACACGUUCUUCAGCUCAGUGCGAAAAUCAUCUAGCACGUCGAGCUUGGCGGAAUCGGAGAACGGCCCCUUCAUGUGGCCGACUUCAAAGUGGACACUGAACCCCGAAACUAUUGCGAGGCCGUUUCUCGACGGUUUGCCGAAGCAGAUCUCGGUGUGGCGGAACAAAGCUGCUUUAGAUUAGCCCUCUUAUCUUGUCGAUCCUUGUUGUAUCUUUCAUUGUAAUAUUGUAACUUACUGGCUCUGGUUAAAUUUACUUGUGGCCUCAAUUCAUUUGGUCUCUGAAAUAUAUGAUGGUGUUAGUAUUGAGAUUAUUAUGUAUCAAUUCAAAGGGAAAUGAAAUAGAAAAUUAAAAUGAGUAA